Messenger RNA from Gambusia affinis (western mosquitofish), 3118 nucleotides. RefSeq names its product endothelin converting enzyme 2a (gene ece2a). Gene Ontology annotation, molecular function: S-adenosylmethionine-dependent methyltransferase activity. NCBI's taxonomy places the organism in Eukaryota, Metazoa, Chordata, Actinopteri, Cyprinodontiformes, Poeciliidae. The transcript is spliced from 4 exons. The record is from RefSeq and is a predicted model, not a curated record. The coding region runs from base 325 to 1059 and encodes 244 amino acids.
AAGCCUCAUCACUGCAGGACUCCCACGUGUUACACGUUGCUCCGCCUCCAAAACACUCACUUUACAGAGACUUUGGGAAAAUUAGCUGCAUUUUUAAAAAAAUAACAGCUUAGAUUAAUGUAAUUUAAAUUAUUUUUUAGACUUUUAUGGUGCUACAUGUAUGUCCUUGCUCUAAAUUAGCCCACGGUGUCCGGAGACUAUUUGCUCAAACUACAACACGUGGAUUCAUCGCUGUUUGCACAUUUUCCGGAUUCGACGGAGGAACUGAGGCAGCCGAGUGGUUUAAAACACUUCACGUCCAGCUCAAAGUCAACUGCUUAUAACAUGGAGUAUCUGCCGGAUAAAAACUCCAGCUACAAAGAAGUUGCCUACUGGGAUGACAGGUACCGGACGGAGGAGCACUAUGAUUGGUUGGGCAAUUUCUCCAGUUUUAAGCACCUUCUGGAAAAAAUCAUCAAGAAAGAAGAUUCCAUCCUCAUACUGGGUUGUGGAAACAGCAGUUUGGGUGGAGACUUGUACGAUGCCGGCUACUAUGCAAUUACCAACAUAGACUACUCCUCGGUUUGCAUCAGCGCUAUGAGUGCCAGGUACAGCAAUUGUCCUGGUAUGACCUGGCAUCAGAUGGACGUUCGUCAACUCUCCUUUGCCGAUGCAUCCUUUGAUGUUAUUCUUGAGAAGGCGACACUGGAUGCCAUCAUGGUUGAGGAGAAGUCACCAUGGGAGGUCUCUCCUGAAACUUCAUCCUUCAUUCAUCAAGCUCUCAUUGAGAUAAGUCGGUGCUUGAAACCCGGAGGCUGCUUCGUCUCCAUUACGUUCGCGCAGCCCUUCUUCAGGAAACGUCUCUACGCGCGGACCGUGUACAACUGGUCAGUCAGACAUGACAGUUACGGCGAGGGCUUUGAGUAUUUUGUGUACGUAAUGACCAAAGGAGAGCAGCUCAGCCCAGAAGAUGCGGCUCUGGAACAGAGGCUUCUGGAGGAACCCAAAUCCCAACCCGCCAGCUGUCCCACCCCUCAAGAUGAAGAGAAUAAUGACUUCCUGUGCAAUAUUAACUUAUGAUGUUGCUGAAAUGUGGACGUUGAUCUCAGGAAUAUUUUAUGUCUUAUCCUACAGAAGCAGAAGAGAAGUGACAGAUUUAUUACUUUCAGUGUUGAAAAUAAUUUUAAACACACUUUUAUCUCAGUUUUUAGUAUUUUUAAUGUUUUAGCUUUUGUAAACCUUUAUACAUGCUGUUGCUGCAAUAGAAAUAUUUCUGCAAAUUCAUUUGAUUGUGAUCAGGACUGAUUUUUGUCAAAUUUAAUUUUAGGAUUGUAUUUUUGUUCACACAACUCAACUGUAUCGGUCUAGCCAUAAAUCAAAUGGUUGCCUUAAGCGUAGUUUUAGGUUAGGUUUAGUAAAAAGUGAACAAGCCACAGCUGAAAAAACAAGCAGCCUUUUGAGGAUUAAUUUUUUUUCUUCCUGAUGGAAACAUUUCAGUGUUUUCCAUACAUUUUUUCAACUGAAAGGAGCAAGCUGGUGUAACAUGAGAUACUGGCAUUAGAUAAAAAAAAUCAUUUCAGGGAUACCAUUGUUUUUAAAAUUACUAAUUUAGCACUGACAUAUUGUUAAUGCGUCUCAAAAAUGUACUAAAUUGAGGUUUGAGAUCUUAAUAGAAUGAGAUGUAGAAAAAGUUCAAAAAGCUCUUAAAUGGUAAAAGUACUACAAAACGUAACCAUCCAGCAGCGGAUGGUUAUUUAUGAUCCGUUGUGAAUCCCCUCCUGGAUGUGUCAGAGGUUUUGGUCUUGCUCUUGGUUCUACUUCAUAUCGUAAUCACAAACAAAAUCCCUGCAGGUUCGCAUCCAGCUCCAGUGUUUUGCCUUCCAGUGUGAGUUUGCCACGUUUAAGCGAUUUGCAAAACAAACCAUCGCGUCUCAAUCCGACACCUGAGAGCCGCAGCAUUCUGCCUGUUGAGAAGGUGUUAAAACUCCAUCAGUAUGUCUGUCAGCGUCCUCCUCUCGUCUGCUGCUGGUGUCGGUUUUAUGUUCAGCACAAAAGCUUCAAGGUGCUUCAUGCCACGUCUCACACAGCUGUCAAGCAGCAUUUAUGCACAUGUGCUUCCACCUACAAGAAACGCCCCACCCUGCAUGUUAUUUGUUCGAGACACUCGAUACUGGGUGUUGGGUCAUGUGCUCCCCUGCUGCUUAAAUAUAGCCCAUUAACGGCACACACAGCCAUGCGUGCAGACAGGGAGGAGGAUUUCUGACUGGAGGGGAGGGGAUCGCAUUAAUAAAGUAGAAAUCAUUUAUUUUUAAUACUCCACCGAGAUCUAAUUAACGCCUAUUUUUAAGACUUUCGGCGUGAAGAUGUGAUUUUUCUGAAGGCUGCUCUUUCCUUACACGGUUAGCUUGUUGGAGGAACAUGAUGGUUUGGUCAGCUUCAGCGCUGUUGUUUAUCAGACUAUUCUCACUGUAUGGUCUACUGUUUUUAGCUGGCAUCGCAAAAAUAAAAUUAUACAUAUUUAAUGGGCUUACAAUAUUAAUGAGCUAAAUGAAGUACAAUGCUUUGUUCCAGACAGAGAUUUCUUUCUUUCUUUUUUCUUUUUUAAUGCAACUUUAGAUGAAGCUGCUAAUUAUGAGAUUGUCAUGUUUUCAGUAACAUCCAAAGCUGCCUUUCCUGCUCCGCGGUGCAAAUUAAAUGCCUUACCAUCCAAAAAGGCCUUUUAAACUAACCCUGUGGCCUAUUACUAAUCAUUAUGUGUAUAUUAUUGUUUCAGUUUCAGAGGCUAGAAACUGCUUCGUGUGUAUAACCAGCUGAAAAGCCGAUGCUGUGUAAUCUACAGACUCAGUAGCUGUUUACAGUUCUGUUGUUGUGUUGUAUUAACGCAUUAUUCUCAUGCUGUCUUUCCAAGUUGACUGUUAACAUUAUGUGCAGAAAUACAAACUUAUUUCAAGAUGUACAAACGUACACUGUGAAAAAGAAAAAAAAAAAAAGUUCUAACAUUAACAGUACAUGCAUACUUAGUGUGCGCCAUUUGUAUUUGCAUAAAGAUGCUUCCAGUGUUUUAAAAUAAAUACAUGUUUUACAUGCAGUGUCCUAAUAUCGCUAUAAAAUUCUUAGCAAUUUUUCUACAGAAAAAUGA